Knipowitschia caucasica is the source of this 339-nucleotide messenger RNA. The record is from the annotation of a GenBank genome assembly. NCBI's taxonomy places the organism in Eukaryota, Metazoa, Chordata, Actinopteri, Gobiiformes, Gobiidae.
AUGAAUCAUGGAUCCAGCCGUGUGCACCCGGGGGAGAGCGGCGAGCUGACCAAUCAUGAGCAUCAGAAACACACACUCAAACGCAGCCAGCCUUUUGUUGUGUGGCUCAUCAAGUCUGAAGACAACUAUCCAUUUGGCAGAAUGGAAAUCAGAAGUCCAGUCGUCAGUGCGGGUUUGUCCGAGUGGGUGGCAGAGGCAGCGUCAUUUAUAAUGUCAGCUGGGACCGGAGAGCCCUCUUAUUCCCAGACUGGCCAACCCUCUCUGCUCAGCGGCUCUCCCAAGGGCCCCACUGAGAAUACUGCUCAGAUCCAGGCCUCUGAGCCCUCAAAGCCGCCGUAA